Pisolithus orientalis is the source of this 996-nucleotide messenger RNA. RefSeq lists its product as uncharacterized. The transcript has 6 exons. Lineage: Eukaryota; Fungi; Basidiomycota; Agaricomycetes; Boletales; Pisolithaceae. Bases 1 to 996 code for a protein of 331 amino acids. The record is from RefSeq and is a predicted model, not a curated record.
AUGUCUUCUUGUGCAGCGCUUUCAAGAGCUGCUGAUAAUGUGUGGUUUCAACUGGCACAUGGCAAGUCAUUUUCUGCUCCAGGAGAGGCAGAGGUGGAACUUGCUUGUCUUCAAUCUUGCAGACUCAUCAAUGCUGUCAUAAUGCCAUACAACAAUGCACUAUUGUUUGGCAUGACCCAUGUUGUCCACAGGUUUGAAGACAUGCAAGUUUACUCCUCAGAAGCCAUAGAAGAUUUUGCCGGCCCUGAAUGGGGGGACCUCCAUUUGAUCACACUGAUGGGUAGUAUAGAUGAUGAUACAGGUUGCCAGUGGUGCAGUGUGGAUGUUGCCUGUCAGUUAGUACACUAUGGCUUUGGAAGGACCCUCUUCCAAGCUGCUAUCAUGCUCCAAUUUGUCGAGUUUAUGGAGUUUGUCACCAAGUGGCAUAAUGAUGUCUGUGAAGUGUUGAGGACAGACCUCAGCACCUCCUUGGAUCCUAAUCUCACCUCCCUGGCAGCAUUCUGCUCACAGUGUCUCAGCUGGUCACUGGAUACCAUCCAGUCAAGAUUGAUUGAUGCUUUUGCUGGUGCAGCUAUGCAUGCACUUCUAUGGCUCCCAGGUAACAUUGAUGGUGAAGAGCUGCAACAUGGCCUUCAGGUCAUAAGCUACUUCAACAAGCCACUGCCCACCUAUAGGCUCUCUGUGCUGAGUUGGCCCCUAGCAAUGCCAGUGGACAUGGAUCAGUCACCACUGGGUGAGGAUGCUAAUGAUGAUGCAUUCUAUGAAAUAGAAGUCCCAACAGUCAUGUUGGAGCACUUAAGGCCUGACUUAGUACAAGACCCUAUCCAUCCAUCCUCCCAGUUGUCUCAUGUGCAGUUGGUGGAUGAGGAUGCUGGUCAUCAGCCAUUUGAGUCCAUAGUUAACCUGGUUGCAUUGUCUCCUGAAGCUGGAGUGAUCAACCUGACAGGUGGUGAGGAGACACAAACUGGCAUUGUUGAUCUCAUGAGUGAGGACUAG